AUGGACCUCCAGGGACAGAGCCUCGCCCUCAUUCCGUGCUACCAGGCAAUCUGGAAACGCCUCCCGGAACGGGUCAAGAGCGGAAAAGACAAGAGUGGAUGGCACGAUAUAGACCGAGUGCACGCGCUCGUGAAGGCACGCUCUCCAACCAUCGCAGAAUGCCUUCAUCCCAACUCAGACCGUCCUGCCCUCAUCGAGCCCCGAACAAAACAGAGCAUGUCCCACGCGACACUGGCAAGGUUCGUACAGCAGUUCGACCUUGGCCUCGACCACCCAUCAUGUUCCAACCGCCGCGUGGCCGUGGUCUUGCCCAAUGGACCGGUCCUAGCGCUGGCUAACCUGGCGGUAUCGAACUAUUAUACCCUGAUGGCCAUGACGCCCGCUGCGGGGCCAGUCCAGCUUCGAGAGGAUAUCACCAGAGCUGAGAUCGGGACAGUCCUUGCGCUGGCCGAGGACAUCCCCAAGCUCCAACUGAAUGACCCUUGGGUACAAGAGGCAGGUAUCCGAACCAUUAGCGUCCAGCCGAGGGACGAUUUGACUUUCGAUAUGACCCCACUGAACUGUGGGCCCCUCGAUCAACGACAGUCACACCCCCCCAAGGUCAACUCGCCCGAUGAUAUCGCCUUGAUGCUAUUCACCAGUGGUAGCAGUGGCACCAAGAAGCUCGUCCCCAUCACGAAGGAUGAUUACCUCGCUCGGGCUGUGUGGGUCAUGGAUGCAUUUGAGCUGACGGCGGACGACGGCUGUUUGAAUGUUAUGCCGCUACAUCACGUUGGUGGUUUCUUCCGAAGCUUGUGUUCGAACAUCUUUGCAGGUGGCUCCGUGAUCUGCUGUCCGGCGUUCGAUCCAACCCUCGUCGUUGACGUGAUCGAGGGCUGGCGAGUCACGUGGUAUUAUGGAGUGCCCACUAUGCAUCACCUUAUUCUGCAGGAGCUGGAAGGUCGUCCCAAUGCUUUGCGGAACUCCGCCAUGCGGGUGAUCUGCAAUGCCGCGGCCAACCUUCCCCCGACGCUGGCCACUCGUUUACUCGAGACCUUCAAAUGCACCGUCCUGCCGAGUUAUGGUCUCACGGAAUGUACCCCGGUUUCUAGCGCCCCCUUGAGCUACCGCCUGGAGCGCCCAGGAUCAUCGGGCCGGGCAACCGGACCAGAGUUGGCCAUCCUGAGCAUGGACGGGAGAUCCGUGGAGUCCCCAAAGGGGACAACAGGACGAAUCUGCCUGCGAGGCUCGCCGGUCUUCCCAGGAUAUUUGAAACCGGAGGGGAUGGACCGGAGCGCAUUCGAUGAAAACGGGUGGUUCGAGACAGGCGACCUCGGUUAUAUGGAUGAUGAUGGAUACUUGUACAUCACCGGUCGCAGCAAGGAGGUCAUCAACCGAGGCGGUGAAAUCAUCUCCCCCGCCGAAAUCGAUGAGGCCAUUCUUUCGGCCUCUACUGAUCCCAACAACGUCCUUUACCACCGUGUGAGCCAGGUCUUGUCUUUCUCGGUGCCCCACGACACACUCCAGGAGACCGUCGGCGUCGUGCUGGUGCUGACUCCCGACGCUAUUCGACCGGACUUGAGACAGCUCCAUGAGGGACUUCACGGGCGCCUCGAGAGGGUCCAGUUCCCGCAAUGCAUCGUCUACAUGGAGGGCGGGAUUCCCUUGAACCAGAACAAGCCCCAGCGCAUCAAGCUCAGCGAGCGGCUGAACUUGGUGACACUCUCCGACACCAUGCGAGGCCCAGAUCGCUACACCGAGACAGGUCCCCCCCCACUCAACCGGCCGUUGACGGAACCGAUCGCCAAGCAGCCAUGUGAGCUGCGCCGGGACGAGGUUAGCUCUCAAGUGAAGGCCUUCAGCGGGCAGCCGGAGGUCUUCAUUCGAGAGAACCCCAUCGAUGGCCUCUUCCAGGUUAUCGUCUUCAACCAGAAAGCCGAGACGUUCGAUACACAGGCACUGGUCGCAUACCUCCGCGUGCGGGUCCCGGGAUACGAAAUCCCAACCAGCAUCCGAUGCAUCGACAGCCCAAUGCCCGUCAACCCAGUCACCGGCGAGGUGGAUGAGAGUGCCGUCGACAAGUCACUGGCGGAGGCUGAGGCCAAGCUCUCCGGCGGCUCGAUCAAGGGGCGAGCCGGCGGUGACAGUCUACGUGCCGGUCGGCUGGCUGGCGACCUCCGUGCGGAAUUCAAGAUCCGCCUGUCGGUCGACACCCUGCUCACCAGCAGCACCGUGGAUGCGAUCACGGAGAUUGUCGAGGCUCAGCUGGCGAAGAAGCAGAACAGCAACGGCGAGGACGCCGGCGUCAGGCCACCGCAGGUCAACAAAACCCACAGCUCGACCAACCCUUUCUUGCUGAUGGUGCAGCUGAUCCCCAUCAUGUUUUUUUUCCCUCUCAAACACGCCCUUCUGUGGACGACCUUCAUCUACCUCAUCUCGGAGACCAAGGACUUGGAAUGCCUCAAAAACUCCGUGGCCGUUCGCGUCAUCCAUAUCGGUCUCGUUGGCGCCGGUUCCAAAUUGGCGACCGAAAUCGCUGGCCCGAUCGGUGCCAUCAUGAUCAAAUGGCUCCUGAUCGGGCGGUACCAACAGGGCCUCUACCCGAUGUGGGGGCUCUAUCAUACCCGCUGGUGGCUGACGCAAAAGGCCGUCCAAGUUGGUGGAAAGGGAAUUUUCAGCCGCUGGAACUGGACUCGGCUUCUCUACUACCGUUGCUUGGGCGCCAAGAUCGGACGGAACGUAGAGAUCGACGAGAAAGCAUCCUUGGGUGAAUACGACUUGAUCGAAUUGGGCGACGGGGUGAGAGUGGCGCAGUGUAUCAUCCGUCCGUUCGCCGUCGAGACCAACACCAGUAUGCUCCUAGGCAGGAUCCGGGUCGGUCCCAACAGCACUGUCGGCCUCAAGAGUAUCCUUGCCCCCGGCGCCGACCUGCCCGCGUACACCCAGUUGGGACCCAACUCCUCCAGCUGGGAGAUCCCCAAGCCGAACGAGAAGACCGCCGACUCGCCUCCGACCCCCCUACCCGAAUGCCACUGGUUCUGGACGAUGUUCGUCAUCGAACCCAUCGCGUUCAUUGUCACUCUCAUCCGCCGCGUCCCGUGGGCGUUUGGUAUCAUCCCCAUCGCCCGCAACUAUCCUUCCCCGGGCGGGGAUGUGGUGCUCCAGUCCGCGACGUGGUACGCCAGCCCGAGUCGAAUCUCCUAUCAUAUUGUGGCUCGUGUUUCCAACACCCUCGGUGGACCCCUCUUCGCCCUCAUGGCCGUCAUCAUCCUUCGGAAGGUGUUCAACACCAUCUGCGGGCGUCCCCAACCCGGUCCCACGGCGACCGAGUCCCAACGCCAACGGGUCCGUCGCGGGAUGAUGAAGAAGCUUCUUCCCUCCGGCAGUCUGCAGUGGGUCACCCAGCUAUUCGGGGUGCACUACGAGGGCGUGUCCAUCUUGAUGCGGGCCCUCGGGGCCAAGGUCGGCAAGCGCAUCUACUGGCCCAGCAACGGGCCCUCGGUCGGUGAUUUAGACCUGUUCGAGGUUGGCAACGACGUCGUCUUCGGAUCGCGCUCGUUCAUGGUCACGGCGGAUGGAUACGGACAGGAUCGCAUCCGAAUCGGCGACGGCACCAUGGUGGCGGACCGCACGGUUCUCCUGCCCGGAACGGACAUCGGCGAGCGCGUCAUGGUCGGUUCCGGGGCCUUGAUGCGUCGCAACCAAUACUAUGCCCCCGGCACCAUCUGGGUGGGCAGCAAGAAGGGCGAAUCUUUCCAGAUCCCCCGCGCCGGUGAUGUCACGGACGAAAAGCCCACCAAAUCGCCGUUCGGGCGCGCCUUUUACGACGGCGAGGCCGACUAUCACGUCCUAUCUCAGUUCGAAAUCAUGUGCUACUCGGUCUUCUCCAUCGGCUCGAUCGCGGUCUACUGGACUCUUGGCACCGUCGCCAGUCUCGUGAUCCUGGCGCACACCCUGGAGUCCAAACUGGCGGACACCGCGGACGCCCGCUGGCGGCCGGCUGCGGUCUUUGGCAUCCUUGGGAUUAGCAUGGCGGCCACGAGUAUCGUCCAGGCCGUGAUCGCCAUGGUCGUUGUGAUCGCGGGCAAAUGGGCGAUCAUGGGGCGUCGUCAGGAAGGCGAAUACCAUUGGGACCGCAGCAGUUACAACCAACGGUGGCAGGCCUACCUCGCGGUGGAACGGCUGAUCAAGAAAUGCUACGGGCGCAGCGGGGUCUUGGGCCUCCUGACCGGCACCCACUGGCUCGUCAUCUACCUGCGUGCCUUGGGAGCCAACAUCGGACGCGACUGUGCCAUCCACGCCAACGGGAACCCCAGUCUCCCCAUUACGGAGCCAGAUCUGCUGACCCUCGGUGACCGGGUGGCCGUGGACGACGCCAGCUUGGUUGCGCAUCUGAACUCGCGCGGCGACUUCGAACUGCACCCCCUGAGCGUGGGUGAUCGGAGUGUCAUGCGGUCUGGUACUCGACUGCUAUCGGCCGCGAGCAUGGGCUCUGACGCCUGUCUUCUCGAACACACCCUGGUGUUAUCGGGCGAUCAUGUCGACGACGGCCUGACGCUCCAGGGCUGGCCGGCGGAAGAGGCCCAGGGCGCACGCAUCCCGUUCCCGCAUCCGCAUUAG
This is a messenger RNA of Aspergillus campestris IBT 28561, 4599 nucleotides long. Its product is annotated as acetyl-CoA synthetase-like protein. Lineage: Eukaryota; Fungi; Ascomycota; Eurotiomycetes; Eurotiales; Aspergillaceae. Gene Ontology annotation, molecular function: medium-chain fatty acid-CoA ligase activity. The transcript has 5 exons. The coding region runs from base 1 to 4599 and encodes 1532 amino acids. Gene Ontology annotation, biological process: fatty acid metabolic process. The record is from RefSeq and is a predicted model, not a curated record.